This is a messenger RNA of Aquila chrysaetos chrysaetos, 1405 nucleotides long. It is a transcript of the gene INAFM2, whose product is annotated as InaF motif containing 2. The transcript has a single exon. Lineage: Eukaryota; Metazoa; Chordata; Aves; Accipitriformes; Accipitridae. The coding region runs from base 247 to 702 and encodes 151 amino acids. The record is from RefSeq and is a predicted model, not a curated record.
GAGGGAGGGAAAGGGGCGGGGGCGCGUUUGAAACAUCGCCCCUUUAAACACAAACCCUCGCCGGGCGGUGUUGCCCCUUUAAGCUCCGCCUCCUCGCCCCCGCUCCGCCGCUCGGCGGAGCUGCCGGAGCAGCGCGGGCCGCGGGUAGCGGCAGCAUGUCCUGAGGCGAGCGGGCGGGCGGGCGGCGCGGAGCCGGGCCCCACCACGGAGGGGUCGGUGGAGCAGCGGGCCAAGGGCCGGGCCCCCAUGAAGGAGAAGGAGUCGGGGGCGGAGCGGGGUAAACCCGCCACUUACACCGGGGACAAGAAGGCGCGCAUGGCGGCCAAGACCAACAAGAAGUGGGUGCGCCUGGCCACCGUGCUGGCCUACGUUCUCUCCGUCUCGCUGGCCGCCAUCGUCCUCGCCGUCUACUACAGCCUCAUCUGGCAGCCGGUGCGCGGCGGCGGCGGCGGCGGUUCCGGCCCCGGUCCCGCCGCCGCCGCCGUUACCUCUCAGCCCCGCGCCGCGCCGCCGUCGCCGGGCCCCGCGGUCAGCCGGCCGCCCGCCGGACCCACGCAGGAGACUCCGCCAGCGCCGCCGCGGACGGGCCCCGACCCCGACCCCGGUCUCGCCGAGACGGACCGCCCGGACGCGUCGUCGUCGUCGUCGUCGCCGCCGCCCGGGGCCGAGGCGGCCACCGCCGCGCCGCGCCGGAGCCCCUGAGGCGGCCGUCAGCGCUUGUCCGUCCGUCCGGCGGGGAAGACGGGCCCGGCGGACUGCGGGAGGCGGCCGCGCUUCGGCCCGGGAGGCCGGUGCCGCCCCCCGGGGUCCGUGUGUGUGUGUGUGUGCGCGGCGGGGGGUUGCUCCCCGCCGGGGCCGGGAGGAGGGGGAUGCAGCGGCUGGGCUCGGCGGAGGAUGGAGGCCGGCGGCGCGGCUGCCGGAGGUGGGAUCGCUCCUUCGCCCCUGCGCACCGGCCGCGCUUGGCGCUGGGGAGGCGGCACCGCGACCCCCGGCGCGGACGAGCCCCGAAAAGCUCGGGCUGGAGACUGGGCCGGCGCGGGAAGGACGUGUUUUUACUUGGUAGAACUGCGGUAUCUUUUUCCCCCCCCCCCCCCCCCCCCACCCCCCCCGUUUUUCCUCGAAAGGGAAUUUUGUGGCUUCGGUUUUUUUCCUCACCAGGGCUAGCUUCUCCCUUUGAACCUGCAUUGAAUUCCUGCGCUAUUUAUGCCAGUCUGUUACCUAUAAAAGGAUAUCGGUGUCCAAGAUUCCUCACUAUUUACGGGAUCAGCUGGGAACAAUACGAAUUUAGAGGCUGUAAUCCAUUGUUUAAGUAAAAACAGUUUUGUUUAACAAUGAGCAUAAACUUAUUUAAAAACAUGUGAAAGGUAAAUUGACUUGUUUACGAUAUUAAAAUAUUUUCCCAAUA